This is a messenger RNA of Styela clava, 810 nucleotides long. RefSeq lists its product as uncharacterized. Gene Ontology annotation, biological process: mitochondrion organization. Gene Ontology annotation, cellular component: mitochondrion; nucleus. NCBI's taxonomy places the organism in Eukaryota, Metazoa, Chordata, Ascidiacea, Stolidobranchia, Styelidae. The record is from RefSeq and is a predicted model, not a curated record.
AAAAUGUAUUUGUUCGCCAUCUUGACUGCUUAUUUACUUUUCAAUAGUUAUUCUUUAUGACUUAUGUUCUGACUUUGUUCCUGUACUUUUUAGGUUAAUAUUUCUUUAAAUAAACUUAUUAGUGUUAGAAACAGUUUAAAGAUAAAAUGCCACGUGGCGGUAGAAGAAGUGCUGGUCGGUCGCCAUCUCCAAGACCAGCGCCUGAAAGAAGAAGAGCACCCAGUCCACCACCUCCACAACAAACUCGGGCACCAGCCCAUCCGCCACCUACACAAAUGGCACCGCCGGCCGCACAGGGGCCAGGAUUAAUGGGACAAAUGGCUGCUACAGCUGGAGGUGUUGCUAUUGGAAGUGUGGUAGGACAUGGAGUUUCAAGUGCCUUGUUUGGAGGCGGGAGUAGAGACAGUGGGUCCGAUGUUACAUAUCAAGAACCACCACCUCAGCAGCAGCCACAACAAUAUAACCAGCAGCAGAAUGUUUGUGGUUAUGAGCUUGAUCAAUUUCUCCAGUGUGCUCAUAAUAACCCGGAUAUAACCUUGUGUGAGGGAUUCAAUGAUGCUCUCAAACAAUGCAAAGCAAGAUAUAAUCAAUAUGUCUGACCGGAGGACUUUUUACGUUCAUUGAAAUGUAUGUUAAAUUAUUUUGUCACAGUAAUUUUUUUCCCAUUUCUAUUUGAGUGUAAUCUAAAACCACCCAUGUUGUGGAUGCCAAUUGCGUAACAUAGGGCAUUGUGUUCUUUUUAGCUUUAUGGUGCUUGCCAAAUUGUUGUAACCUCCAGGUAUCCAUUGAAAUAAAACUUAAGUACUGGCA